Neoarius graeffei (lesser salmon catfish) is the source of this 1772-nucleotide messenger RNA. RefSeq names its product putative nuclease HARBI1. The record is from RefSeq and is a predicted model, not a curated record. The coding region runs from base 1139 to 1681 and encodes 180 amino acids. NCBI's taxonomy places the organism in Eukaryota, Metazoa, Chordata, Actinopteri, Siluriformes, Ariidae. The transcript has 2 exons.
UUAUUUUCUUUUUUCCCCCUCAACAUAAAAUCUAUUCACUUAAUGUUUGGUAACAUGAAGCUGCAGCUACACAUUCAUACACCUACAUUUUACAGAUCUGGGGCCAUAUUCACAAAGAAUUUUAAGGCUAAAAGUAGCUCCUAACAGGCAAAUUUAGGAGAAACUCCUAAAAAUAAUGGGCGUGUCAGUUGUAACUUUAGGACUCCUAAUUUUUAAAAAAUAAGAGUUAUUCACAAAACAUUUUAGGCCUAAAAGUAGCACUUAAGUCUGGGAGAGCUUAAAAGGAGCCCAGAGGACUCCUAACUCACUAAGAGCUAUUCACAAAAAGUCCUAAAAUAGCUGCUAUCAUUCCACGAUGCAAUGUUUUAGAGACGUUAGAUGAUAGGGAAUUAUUAAAAAGAUACCGAUUGGAUCGUGAAGGGAUAGAAGUUGUAGUUGAGUUGGUGAGGGACGCAAUAAUGUCCCCAACUAACCGAAAUAACCCGAUAACGCCGGAGUUGAAGUGUUUGUCAACACUCCGGUAUUUGGCUACGGGGAAAAUGCAGCUCUGCAACACGGACAAUUUAGGACUAUCACAGCCAUCAGUAAGCCGUUCCAUCAAUCAAACCAUCAACGCGCUCUAUAGACCCCAUAUAAUCCGUCAGUUUAUCCGGUUCCCUUUAGACCAUCGCCAUCAACAAAGGAUCAAAGGCAACUUUAUGGAGAUUGCAGGUAUGCCUGGUGUGAUCGGUGCCAUUGAUGGGAUGCAUAUAAGAAUAAUUGCGCCCUCUCAGGAUGAAUACGUCUUUGUCAAUCGCAAAAAAUUUAAUUCAAUAAAUACACAAUUUGUCUUUGACUCACAUUACACCAUACUGGACAUUGUUGCGAAAUGGCCCGGAUCAACACACAAUUCAAGAAUAUUGAUGGAGAGUGGUUUGAGGCAGCUUUUCGAGGGGCACCACGUAUGACACCACGUGUCAUUUGCUGGGGGACAGUGGAUAUCCAUGCAAAAGGUGGCUACUGACUCCUUACCUCAAUCCACAGCCGGGACCACAGUUAAGUUAUAACAGGUAAGGUUGUCAUGACUGUACAGUAUUAAGGCUAUUUACAAUUCAUACAAUUCCAUAUCAUGACUUAAAGACUGCACACACAUUUAACAAUGUUUACUGUUUUCUUGGUGUAUGUUAGAGCACACAAAAGGACACACAGUGUUGUGGAGAGAGGAAUAGGCCAAAUGAAACGCAGAUUUCAUGUACUACACAGUGAAAUAAGACUCAGCCCAGAGAGAGCCAGCAGAGUUAUCACUGUGUGUGGUAUUCUUCACAACCUCUGCCAGCAAAGGAAUAUCCCACAGCCGGAGGAUAGGGAUGAUGACAAUGACGACAACAAUGAUGAUGAUGAUGGCAGUGAAAAUGUGAUAAACUUGGAUGAAGUGGAACAAAGUGGACUGGCAUACAGGGAUUACUUUGUGAAUACACACUGCACGUGUAUUUCCAUCUUCAUUUUUUUUUCCAUCGGGGUGAGGAACUGGCACCUGCAGCAGGAAGGAGAGGGGUGGCAGGAGGAGACAGAUGCCCACUGGAGGGAGAUGCUGCAGCUGGAAGAGGACAUGGGAGACGAGGAGGAGGACGUUGGAGAGGAAGAGGAGGAUGUGGGAGAGGAAGAGGAGGAUCUUCUGGGUGUUGAUCCUCCUGUGCCCUAGGGAGGAGAUAUUGUUAUUAGGAUAACUUUGUGAGCACAUUUUUGGGAGCUGGGUGUUGUUUACUCUUUCAUUAAAUAUCACUAUGCAUACA